Stereum hirsutum FP-91666 SS1 is the source of this 933-nucleotide messenger RNA. RefSeq names its product terpenoid synthase. Lineage: Eukaryota; Fungi; Basidiomycota; Agaricomycetes; Russulales; Stereaceae. The record is from RefSeq and is a predicted model, not a curated record. The transcript is spliced from 4 exons. The coding region runs from base 1 to 933 and encodes 310 amino acids.
AUGGCCGCCCCAGAAUCUUCAGCCUGGGUCUCUAGUUACAACCUCUUCUCAGACCGGAAGCGGACUGACUUCAUCACUGGUUCGAACGAACUCCUCGUCUCACACACAUAUCCUCAUGCCGAUUAUGAUGCCUUUCGAACAUGUUGUGACUUUGUAAACUUGCUGUUCGUCAUUGACGAGAUUAGCGACGAUCAGAGCGGAAAGGCCGCGAGACGGACAGGGGAGGUGUAUCUGAACGCGAUGCGCGAUCCUGAAUGGACAGAUGGCUCUGACUUGGCGAAGAUGACACAACAAUUUCGCGCGCGUUUCUUGAGGUCGGUCGGACCUCAAUCCUUCCGUCGCUUCCUGAGGCACAGCGAAGACUACAUCGACUGCGUGGCUAAGGAGGCAGAAUAUCGCGAACGGGGACAAGUGCUCGACAUGGAUUCCUUCAAGUCCCUCAGGAGGGAGAACUCAGCGAUCCGGUUGUGCUUCGGCCUGUUCGAGUUCACGUUAGGGAUCGAUCUUCCGGAUUCAGUGUUUGAGGAUGAGACGUUCAUGAAGAUGUACUGGGCCUCGGCGGACAUGGUGUGUUGGGCAAAUGACGUAUACUCGUAUAACGUGGAACAAGCUAAGGGUCACAGUGGGAAUAACAUCGUUACCGUCCUGAUGGCUGCGAGAGACAUUGACAUGCAGGCUGCGAGCGACUACGUCGGUGAGUACUAUGCGGAGUUAAUGGAGGAGUACAUGACGGCCAAGGCGGAACUGGCGUCGAAGUCGUUCGGGUCGAGGGAUCUGGAUGAGGACGUUUGGAAAUAUGUGAACGCGAUGGAGAACUGGCCGAUUGGGAAUUUGGAGUGGUCGUUCAAAACGAACAGGUACUUCGGCACUCUACACGACGAAGUGAAACGGACGCGAUUGGUCGUGAUCAAGCCUCGGAAAGUCGUUGUUUAG